CCGAGAGCGGCCGGUGAAUCGCUCCCCUCCUACACCAGAGCCUUAAAGGGGCCGCGCCGCCCUCAGAGCCCAACCAUGAGCCAACGCUGGAGCGGAGUCAGCAGCCGGGCGGACAUGGUGCCCGAGAUCGCCGCCGCCGUGGGCUUCGUGUCCAGCCUACUCCGGACCCGGGGCUGUGUCAGCGAGCAUCAGCUGCAGGUCUUCAGCGGGGCCCUGCAGGAGGCGCUCACAGAGCAUUACAAACAUCAUUGGUUUCCCGAGAAACCCUUCAAAGGUUCUGGGUAUCGCUGCAUCCGAAUCAAUCACAAAAUGGACCCCAUUAUCAGCAAAGCAGCUAGCCAGAUCGGACUCAACCUCCAGCAGCUCUAUCAGCUCCUGCCCAGUGAACUCACGCUCUGGGUGGACCCGUAUGAGGUGUCUUACCGGAUCGGUGAAGAUGGCUCCAUCUGUGUUUUGUAUGAAGCAGCUGCGGCAACACCUGUGAGCUCCUAUGGGAUGCUCACCUGUAAAAACCAGAUGAUGUUGGGUCGCACGAGCCCUUCCAAAAACUACAUGAUGACUGUCUCCAGCUAAAUGCUCCUAUUGUUCUUACACCACUAAGACAUGGGCUACUGUAUACCUCACUGGAGGAUCUAUUUUUAAAUGAAGAGCUAUUUAUAUUUUUUAAAAAAAGCAAGAAAAUCCCAAAUGAAAUUUAAAUAUCAGACACUGCUCUGUAGCGAAGCAGUGUUAGGUGCCUUUUUUCUUUUUUAAAGCUGUUGCAAGCUUAUGAGUUUUUAUUAUGAAGCCAAUAUCUACCUAGUUAGUGUUGAAUGACAAUUUGGGCGGGCGGGCUUGCCUGUCUGGGCAGCUUGGGGUGGAGGAGCCGAAGGGGGUAGGGGGAAAUACAGCAUUUCUAAAGAGUAUUUUUAACUAUGGCGUAAGCGCUGAGCAACUGUGAAUGAAAAGGCUAGAAUACCUAGCGAGUGGGGCUUUUAAAGAUAGUUGACUGGAGUGUCAUGACCCACUGAGAAGUCUAUUCUGGCCUUGAUUGUUUUUAUUAAAAAAAAAAAAUCGCCUACUCCAUUACACUGAUAAGGGGUUGCAAUUUCAUCACCUCUCUGCCCCCAUUUCCCCCAACAAGCCUGAGCAAUUUGUGGCCUAAAGUUUCUGAUCCUUAAUCAGUUUUGACUGAGCCCAAUGUUCAGGAUUUGGCCCUGAAACUGGUUGGUAGUUCCCAACGCACAUUUGUAAUUCGCCGAAGUGCCAGACCAAUGUGAAUUGAUCUACCUGCUGGGGAACACGUCUUUACCAGGACUUUGUCUGUUCACUGCCUUUUUACUGACCAAUUGUCGCCCCUGCCAGUGACCCUUUAAGAGGUGAUUAAAAACACAAGGCACUUAAGACUCUUUAUUUUUAAUGAAACUUCCUCAGAUUAGUUUCAAAGCACAUUGGGUUUUUUUGCCUUCCUGUUUUGAACUGGCAAGUGAUUUGCAUAACUAGAGCUGUUCCUUCCCAGCCUUUCAUGACUCAAGUUCUCAGACACUGUGCAAUA
Messenger RNA from Terrapene triunguis (Three-toed box turtle), 1534 nucleotides. Its product is annotated as protein BTG2-like. Gene Ontology annotation, biological process: negative regulation of mitotic cell cycle; negative regulation of cell population proliferation. NCBI's taxonomy places the organism in Eukaryota, Metazoa, Chordata, Testudines, Emydidae. Gene Ontology annotation, cellular component: nucleus; cytoplasm. The transcript has 2 exons. Bases 76 to 573 code for a protein of 165 amino acids. The record is from RefSeq and is a predicted model, not a curated record.